This is a messenger RNA of Hyaena hyaena (striped hyena), 3460 nucleotides long. RefSeq names its product cadherin-12. Gene Ontology annotation, molecular function: cadherin binding; calcium ion binding. The transcript is spliced from 9 exons. Lineage: Eukaryota; Metazoa; Chordata; Mammalia; Carnivora; Hyaenidae. The coding region runs from base 142 to 1854 and encodes 570 amino acids. The record is from RefSeq and is a predicted model, not a curated record. Gene Ontology annotation, cellular component: catenin complex; adherens junction; plasma membrane. Gene Ontology annotation, biological process: cell morphogenesis; homophilic cell-cell adhesion; multicellular organism development.
UAUGUGCUCCAGGUCAAGGCCACCGACGCAGAUGACCCGACCUAUGGAAACAGUGCCAGAGUCGUUUAUAGCAUUCUUCAGGGACAACCUUAUUUCUCUAUUGAUCCCAAGACAGGUGUUAUUAGAACAGCUUUGCCAAACAUGGACAGGGAAGUCAAAGAACAAUACCAAGUCCUCAUUCAAGCCAAGGAUAUGGGCGGACAACUAGGAGGCUUGGCUGGAACCACAAUAGUCAACAUCACCCUCACCGAUGUCAAUGACAAUCCACCUCGGUUCCCCAAAAGUAUCUUCCAUCUGAAAGUUCCCGAGUCUUCCCCUAUUGGCUCAGCCAUUGGAAGAAUAAGAGCUGUGGAUCCUGAUUUUGGACAAAAUGCAGAAAUUGAAUACAAUAUUGUUCCAGGAGAUGGGGGAAAUUUGUUUGACAUCAUCACAGAUGAGGACACACAAGAAGGAGUCAUCAAAUUGAAAAAGCCAUUAGAUUUUGAAACAAAGAAGGCAUAUACUUUUAAAGUAGAAGCCUCCAACCUUCACCUUGACCACAGAUUUCAUUCCGCGGGCCCUUUUAAAGACACGGCCACAGUGAAGAUCAGUGUGCUGGAUGUGGAUGAGCCCCCGGUGUUCAGCAAGCCAUUAUACACCAUGGAGGUUUAUGAAGACACGCCGGUUGGGACCAUCAUCGGCGCCGUGACUGCACAAGACCUAGAUGUGGGCAGCAGUGCCGUUCGGUACUUCAUAGAUUGGAAGAGUGAUGGGGACAGCUACUUUACAAUAGAUGGAACUGAAGGAACUAUCGCCACGAAUGAGUUACUAGACAGAGAAAGCACGGCGCAGUAUAAUUUCUCCAUAAUUGCGAGUAAAGUUAGUAAUCCAUUAUUAAGCAGCAAAGUCAACAUAUUGAUUAAUGUCUUAGAUGUCAAUGAAUUUCCUCCAGAAAUAUCUGUGCCAUAUGAGACAGCUGUGUGUGAAAAUGCCAAACCAGGACAGAUAAUUCAGAUAGUCAGCGCUGCAGAUCGAGAUCUUUCACCUGCUGGGCAGCAAUUCUCCUUUAGAUUAUCACCUGAAGCUGCCAUCAAACCAAAUUUUACAGUCCGUGACUUCAGAAACAACACAGCUGGAAUUGAAACCCGAAGAAAUGGAUACAGUCGCAGGCAGCAAGAGUUGUAUUUCCUCCCUGUUGUAAUAGAGGACAGCAGUUACCCUGUGCAGAGCAGCACAAACACCAUGACUAUUCGAGUUUGUAGAUGUGACUCUGACGGUACCAUCCUGUCUUGCAACGUGGAAGCAAUUUUUCUACCUGUAGGACUCAGCACUGGGGCUUUGAUUGCAAUCCUGCUGUGCAUUGUUAUACUGUUAGCCAUAGUUGUGCUGUAUGUAGCUCUGCGAAGGCAGAAGAAGAAAGACACUCUAAUGACCUCCAAAGAAGACAUCAGAGAUAAUGUUAUCCAUUAUGAUGACGAAGGAGGUGGGGAGGAGGACACCCAAGCUUUUGACAUUGGUGCUCUGAGAAACCCAAAAGUGAUUGAAGACAACAAAAUUCGCAGGGAUAUAAAACCAGACUCUCUCCGUUUACCUCGUCAAAGACCACCAGUGGAGGACAACACAGACAUACGGGAUUUCAUUAAUCAAAGGCUACAGGAAAAUGAUGUGGACCCAACUGCUCCACCAUAUGAUUCAUUGGCUACAUAUGCAUAUGAAGGAAAUGGAUCAGUAGCAGACUCCCUUAGCUCUAUAGACUCUCUCACCACGGAAGCCGACCAGGACUACGACUAUCUGACAGACUGGGGACCCCGCUUUAAAGUCUUGGCAGACAUGUUUGGUGAAGAAGAGAGUUAUAACCCUGAUAAAGUCACUUAGGGCAGAAGCGAAGGAUAAAACACAACCAAAUGGAGAAAUUUAAGAAAAAGAAACACAAAUAGAAAUAUCACACACACACACACACACACACACACACACACACACCAGGCUUUAUAGGACACAAUCCUUUGAUUACCUGGUUUCUAACAAGUUGCUAUAUUUAUCAUAUUGUCAAUUUUGUUUUAUUCUGCCAAACAAGAUAAAUCCUAUUAUAUGUACUUGCUUGGUUUUGUUUUGUUAUUUUGGAAACACACUGAGACAAGCUCAGGCCUAUUAAAUACAAUUUACUGACAUGACAACAUAGAACGAAGAUAGCUAUGUGGCAUCACGGUGGAAGAGUGUUAGAUUUUUCUUAAUUCCACUAAAGUGCCUAUUGAAACUCUUAUCAUUUAAAGUGGUGUUCAAUACACUCUGCUGUGAUGGCAUUUCAGGAUUCAGAGAUACAGAGGACAUAAAACAAAGACAUUGUCUUUAUGUCAAGGAGCAAUAGCAACAUGCUGACUUCUAAUUCCUUUUGAGGAAAAAAGAAGAAUACUUUCUGAACUCCAUCUUCUUACGAUUCAAAGGGUUUUUUUUUUCUUUUUUAAACUGUAUGCCAAAACACACUUGUUUUUCCUACCCUUUCAGAAAAUUUAAAUAAAUGCGAUAAUAUCAAAUUCAAUAUGUAAGUCCUGAAUUUUAAAAGCAAUGUUUGAUCUUCACAUUAGUUCAUAUUAAAGGUGUUCAGCAAAAUGUUACCUUUUUCCAAAAAAAUAAAUUAUAAAAAAGGAAACUAAAAAAAAAUCCCUCUUUAUGAAGAGAGGCCUCAGGGCUGAAACUCCACAUUAAAAUAAAUAUUGGUUUUGUCUUAAUACUGUGCUGGUGUGUGGAAGGUUCGUUUUAACAAAUCACCAGAUUAGUAAAGUGUUCAGUCAUAGAUAAAAUUUUAAGUUGCGUUUCUAUGAAAAUUAUUAAAGAAAAAAGUGCCAUUAACUUAAACAUGGGAAGAGAAAUUCAUUACAGAGCUUCUCAGAGUUUCUUACAAACUAGCAAUUUUGUUUGAUGAGCAAAAAAUAAAAUAAAAUACAUGUCAAAUAACACAGGAUGGAUUUAUAGCAUGACUAAAACUAUUUACUAUAUAUAUUAUUAAACAAAUAAAAAAAAACCCAGGGAUUUCAGAAAAUUCAAACCAGUGACUAAUUCCUAAAAUAAACACAGAUGCAAAAUCAAGCAGUUGAUUUAUUUAUUUAAUCAACAUAGAUUCCAACUUUGUAAACAUUAUUAUUAUAUAAAAGCACACAGUUGCUUCUUUAUGUGAUCAUCUACAAUAAUUCCAAUAUAACUGAUCCCAUACAACUAGUCUAUAAAGAACAUUGCCUUUUUAAUUUAAUGCAGAUUUCUGAGAAAUGUUAGAUUUUAUAAGCAUACAAGUAAACUGUAGUCAUAUACUUUACUUUCAAGUGAACUGUAUACUAUCUAGAAAUGCGCUUAACAAAACAGGUAACUCUGAAGUGAAAAUAUAUUUUCUUAACAAUAUAAUUAUACAAAUGACUACUGAAUUAUUGAGACUAUCUCUAGGAAAAAAAUAAAAGUUGCUUAUAAGAUCCACCCUGAAAAUGUGGUCAAU